This is a messenger RNA of Amphimedon queenslandica, 1092 nucleotides long. RefSeq names its product sperm flagellar protein 2-like. The transcript has 8 exons. The annotation marks the transcript as partial. Lineage: Eukaryota; Metazoa; Porifera; Demospongiae; Haplosclerida; Niphatidae. The record is from RefSeq and is a predicted model, not a curated record.
AUGAGCCAACUAAGAGCAUUGAAAGAACAAGAGGAGCACAGGAGGGAUCAGAUAUUAGCUGACAGGCUCAACCGUCAGUCGUUGCAGGAGAAGAGAAUAGUAACACAACUGAUGCAGAUCCGUAAAGAGAAAGACAACAUUAGAGAAAACAGGAUUUUGAGACAGAAGCAGUAUGAAAAGGAAAGAGAGAGAGAAUUUGUACUUGCACUUGAAAGAGAAGCUUUGGAGGCUAAAAGAAAAGCUGUUGUUGAGGAGAUAUUGUUCAAAGCUAAGCAAGACAAGCGGAAGCAGUUGCUUCAGGAGAGAGCGAGACAGAAUUACGAGAAACACUAUCAGAUCUGUCACUCUAUCAUACUCCAAAUGGUGGACCUAAGCACAAAGAUUGGAGAAUACAGGGAACUUACUCAAUGUGCUAUACCGGUUAAGAUGAUACGUGAUUGGAAGCUAUUGUUUCUAUUCAAUAAACCACUUUAUGAGGACAGUGGUCUUGUAACUGCUACUGAAGAGGAAGAAGAGAAAGGAGAGGGAGAGAGAGAAAAAGGAGGAGAGGGAGAGAGCGUCAGUCUCCAAUCUACUAGUUCAGUCGAUGAUAAAAAUGCUGAAGCUGACGAUAUACUUGAUGAUGCUGAUUUACAAGAAUAUCUACAAGUAACUAACGAGUGGUCCAGUGACAUUACUGAGUGUCCUCAUCCUCCUAAUAUGGUAUUGUCUCAUAUUGUGUAUCGACUCAUUGAACUAGUCAAACCACCUCAACCUCCUUCCAAUCCACCGUCACUGCCUAAGUUUUAUUUAAAAGGAUCAUUCGUUGGUCUUCCAUUCACUGGAAAAACUUCAUCACUUAAAUACAUCAAUGAAACUCUUGGUGUCCUAAUACUGAGUCCUAAUGAUUUGGUGAUUAAAGCUAUUGAAGUGUACAAGUCAGAGCUGACAGAGAGAUACACCAGUGGGCCAGCCUCGCUCUCAUCAGUGGAAGAGGAGGAGGAGGGAGGAGAGGGGGAAGGAGCCAAGGCUGAUAGCGUCAAAGAAGAAGAAGGAGCUGAAGAAAAUGAAGAAAAAGAUGCUGAAGACUCUAAGAAGCAAAGCCCUUUUGAA